UGAAAUACUGCAUGACCCAUGAGGCUCCCUCUCCUGCUCACUCUCUCUAUCAUUCGCUCUCGCCCAAAAUAGCCUCUUCUGCGACACACAAACACACAGAAAAAGAGGGGGAGGCCAUUGUCCUGAGAAGACAACAAUCUCACCCCUAAAUUUUUCUACUGUUUCAACAGAGAGUGAUUGUCAAACUUUAUGUUGGUUUUCCGGCGAUGUCGUUUGCAAGCGGCAGGAGAAUCAUGUUCUCUUCUCUGGUGGUUCUGUUGAUCAUCUCGCUGCUCCAUAUUUGGCUCUGCUGCGACUGCCAAGCUGGGGCGAUGCGGAUUUUUCCCGGAAACGGCGUCGGAGAGGAGAAAGGGAGACACCAAAUGAAAGCUAGGAAGAGCAAUGAGGAUUUGUUCCGCAAGUUCUUCAAUGGAAGAGCUUUUGCUUUUAACCGAACUGCAAAAGGAUUUGACGAGAGCAAAAGAAGAGUACCCAGUUGCCCAGAUCCUCUUCAUAACAAGCAGAAAACCGGGGGUAUUUUGGUAUCUUAAGUGCUUUCCAUGAAUGGAGGAUCCAAAAGAAAAAAAAAAAAAGGACGAUCAUGAUGUGUAUAGAAGCUGAGAUUUUGGCUCUACAGUACUGAUCAAUAUUGGUGACUUUGUAUUGCUUCAAUCUCUGUGUUAUCUCUUCAUAAACCUUUCUAGUUUUAAACAUGGAGAAGAAGAAAAAAGAAAGGAGUGGCAGCAAUGUAAUUAGAGCGAGAGAAAGAGAGAUUCAUGUCUCUACAGUACUGCAUCAAUACAUAGCAGGACCCAAUUUUUAGAGGUGAUGAAGAAUGCAGAGAAGCUUGUUAAUUUGUUUCAAAGCAGUAUUAAUCAGUAUCGACUUUAUUGACAAUUCAAUCCCCAGCUUGCAAUUGUGGUAAUCCAUGUAGUGUUUUUCUUUGUUUAAUUUUGCUUUCCAUUAUUGCAGUGCUGUACCUCAUUUUCCCAUAACAAGUAAAAUCUGAUUGUUCA
Vitis vinifera (wine grape) is the source of this 995-nucleotide messenger RNA. RefSeq names its product CLAVATA3/ESR (CLE)-related protein 27. The record is from RefSeq and is a predicted model, not a curated record. The transcript is spliced from 2 exons. The coding region runs from base 207 to 530 and encodes 107 amino acids. Lineage: Eukaryota; Viridiplantae; Streptophyta; Magnoliopsida; Vitales; Vitaceae.